AUGGAAGCUACACAGGGAUUGCCAUCAUACACUGAAUUUGAAGCCAAGGUUGCUGAUUUUGGUUUUGCUAACUUGAUACGAGACGGUGUAAGCCAUCUCACAACAAGGGUUAAAGGCACCCUUGGAUAUUUGGCCCCAGAGUAUGCUAUGUGGGGGAAGGUUUCUGGGUGCUGUGAUGUUUACAGUUUUGGGAUUUUUCUUUUGGAGAUUGUGAGUGCCAACAAACCAAUUGAGAAACUCCCUGGUGGAGUGAAAAGGGACAUAGUUCAAUGGGUCACACCACAUGUCCAAAAGGGUAACUUCACUCAUAUUGCUGAUCCAAAGUUGAAGGGGCAUUUUGAUUUAGAGCAAUUGAAAUCUGUGGUCAUGAUAGGUAUGAGGCGCAUAGAUAAUACCCCAGAGAAGAGGCCUAGCAUGCAAGAGGUGGUGGAGUGGCUCAAGGGUGUGUGUGUCAGUGUCUAUGAUUACAUGCCCUAUCUAGAAUAA
Glycine soja is the source of this 486-nucleotide messenger RNA. RefSeq names its product PTI1-like tyrosine-protein kinase At3g15890. Gene Ontology annotation, biological process: protein phosphorylation. NCBI's taxonomy places the organism in Eukaryota, Viridiplantae, Streptophyta, Magnoliopsida, Fabales, Fabaceae. Gene Ontology annotation, molecular function: protein kinase activity; ATP binding. The coding region runs from base 1 to 486 and encodes 161 amino acids. The transcript is spliced from 2 exons. The record is from RefSeq and is a predicted model, not a curated record.